Messenger RNA from Kickxella alabastrina, 923 nucleotides. RefSeq lists its product as uncharacterized. The record is from RefSeq and is a predicted model, not a curated record. NCBI's taxonomy places the organism in Eukaryota, Fungi, Kickxellomycota, Kickxellomycetes, Kickxellales, Kickxellaceae. The transcript has 5 exons. Bases 1 to 570 code for a protein of 189 amino acids.
AUGUGCUCUUCUGCUGCGCUUGAUGUUACCAUAACACCCACCCGCCCAAGUCCACAUCGUCUUCAGAAUGGCGAAGUCCAGUCGAGGGCAAACGCAAAAGCGGGACUUUUUGGUAAUUCCAAUAACGACGACAUGGACGCUUAUUAUACUGAAUCCAGUGCAUCCAGCGACAGCGAGGAGGAUAAUUUCAGUCAUAAUAAAGCUUGGUUGGAUUUGGUGGCGGCUCUGUUGGCACAGUUAGGGAUGUGUUGGUUGGGUGUGGAAGCAUCAGACAUUUUGAAUCUAGGGGAAGGCUCAAUUGGUAUUGGCUUUGGCAAGGACAAUAUGAUAACCACAGAACUGGAACGCUUUACCCAGUACACUGAGCAGAUUAUUUGGACUGUUUCAUCGUCGACACUGUUCUGCAAAUUGUAUUUUACCAACCCGCCGUCUCUCACCAAUAUAUUGAAUUUCGUUGAGAACAGCACUUCGUUCAACCACCUUCAAGACCUCCUCCAGAAGCUCAUUCUGCAAUGCCCUUACAUUGUCAGAAUCUUACUUCAUGCAUUACAUCUGCGCGUACUGGAAUAAAUUUUUCUGGAAAUGUGGCCGAGAAUGAAAAGGAAACUGGCAUAGAGAUUUUGGGGGUAUGUGGUUGGGCCUCGUCUUAUUUUGGCAAGAAACUUGCACUCGCUGGUCAUCCCAGAAACGACGGUGGUCAUUGGGGAAAAUGCAUGGAGUGCAUUGCUUUUAUCGCUGUUAGUUACCGCGGCUGAUGAUAAUUGACAGCAAUCCGCGUGCAGCAAAUUUGCAGAGAUCGUCUGAAUUUAUUACUCGCCAAGAUGAUCUCGUCAAUCAUCCUAAUUGCAUUCGCAGAUUUGGUUUUUCUUGAUCUAGUUUCUCACAUUUUCUUAGUUUUUUGUCAUCAAUCGAAUUUCAUUAGC